Molecule: messenger RNA, 1061 nt
Organism: Lycium ferocissimum
Lineage: Eukaryota; Viridiplantae; Streptophyta; Magnoliopsida; Solanales; Solanaceae
Product: zinc finger A20 and AN1 domain-containing stress-associated protein 5-like
Exons: 1
Coding region: 106-753 (215 amino acids)
Biological process (GO): protein ubiquitination
Molecular function (GO): zinc ion binding; ubiquitin-protein transferase activity
Source: RefSeq, a predicted model, not a curated record
UUCUCCUUUUUUUCUCCAAUUUCUCUCUCUCUAAAUCCCCUCAUCCAAACACAACCCAACACCCCCAUAUUUCCAUUUCAAUUUUUCUCUCUCCAGAAAUCAACCAUGGCGGCGCAGCAAAGAGAGAAAGAAGAAACCGAGCUCAAAGUUCCAGAUUCCAUUAAUCCUUUAUGCUCUCAAACCCUACCUACACCUGCGCCGCCACCACCUCCGCCGCCACACCCCUCCGUUACAACUAGGUCAGAAAAUAUCUCAGAUCUCAACCUUUCCGGUUCAAACGAAUCCAGAUCUACCGAUCUACCUGAAAGGAUAGAUCUAAAGCUAUCGAAAUCUAGCUCCGAUAUUAUAGAUCUGAAGUUUUCUAGUACAUACGAAUCGAAAUCUAAGAUUUCCUGUAACUCAUCUGAGAGGAUAGAUCUGAAGCUUUUCAGUACAAGUGAAUCGAAACCUAGCUCUGAUAUAUUAGAUCUGAAGUUUUCUAGUACAUACGAAGCGAGAUCCACGUCAGCAAAGUCACAGGAAAAUACAGUGAUUGGUAGAAAAAGGCAGAGAGAAGUGAAUAGGUGUUGUGGAAUAGGUUGCAGGAGGAAAGUUGGAUUGAUUCCAUUCAGGUGCAGAUGUGGUGAAGUUUUUUGCUCAGAGCAUAGGUAUUCAGAUCGACAUGAUUGUAGUUAUGAUUACAAAGCAGCAGGUCGUGAAGCUAUUGCUAGAGAAAAUCCAGUUGUUAAAGCUGCUAAAAUUCUCAAGGUCUAAAAAAGUUGGUGGGGGUGUUGUGGUGGAAAUGAAGGGUUGGGGGUGUUGUGUUGUAAAUUUGAGGAAAGAUGAGGGGUAUUGUUGUUAUUUUAAAGUUAUUUAAAUAAGAUAGCGGGUAAUUUGUUUUUGCUUUUUUUUUUUUUUUUUUUUUUUCUUUGUCCUUAGUGCUGCCUUGUAUUUGUGCCAUUUCGACACAGAAAAUUAUUUUUAAAAGACUUUUUAUUUUAAUUGCAAAGAUUAGUUGACUAUUAAAUGAAGUAAUCCCUUCAUUCUAAUUUAUAUGAGGGUAUUAUAUCAAUUUAUGUGAA